AUGAUACCCGAAUUGUAUUUGCCGGCGUUUUGUGGGAAAUUUUAUGGGAUCUCCUACACGGUAUUCGGGCUGAAUGCCAAAAUCUUGCAACAAAUCGGUACAAUCGCCCUCGGAUUUUUGGUCUACUCAACGACUCAAUGUGUUUUCUAUCGACAUCAACAGCUACUCAGCCACAAGAGUCGAUUACAUUAUAGAUUUUGGAAGAACAUUGCAAUUUGCAUAGCCGUUCUGCAUUACAUCGGCAUUCCCUCGCUGGGAGUCGUGUUUUUCCAAUUCACCGACUAUGAGCCUUCUCCUCAAGCGAAGGGGCUCACCGAUUUGCUCGAGAAAUUUCCCGAAUACAUUUGGGUGAAAUACGAUCCCGAUGUUCUGAUAGCUCACUCGAACCCGGUUCCUCCGUUUCAAAUCUCAUCAAACGCCGCCAUUUUUGUUGUGAUUCUUUUUGUGACAUUUGAAGUCAAUCUGAUCUUCGGCCUCUUGUUUUGGCACGCCUUCUAUCUUCUGGGCCAGCGAAGCGAUUUGAGUGAGAGGACAAAGUUUUUGCAUAGGAAAAUGUUAUUUGCGUUGUUUGUGCAGAUAUGCGUUCCCUUUCUGACGAUCGCCAUUCCGUGGGCUCUAUUCGCGAUUGUGGUGGAAACUGAAUGGAGGAUCUCACAAGAUAUCUUAAAUUUGGGCUUUCUCAUGAGCAGCCUCCAUGCGAUGAUUUCCUCGAUUUGCAUUUGUCUCCUCACCAAACCAUACAAAAGG
Molecule: messenger RNA, 747 nt
Organism: Mesorhabditis belari
Lineage: Eukaryota; Metazoa; Nematoda; Chromadorea; Rhabditida; Rhabditidae
Source: the annotation of a GenBank genome assembly